Diabrotica balteata is the source of this 963-nucleotide messenger RNA. The record is from the annotation of a GenBank genome assembly. Lineage: Eukaryota; Metazoa; Arthropoda; Insecta; Coleoptera; Chrysomelidae.
AUGGAUUAUCGAUCGACAUCACCUCAAUCGUCCGAACCCUUUUCCGACGAAAUGGAUACGGCUUCCGUAAAAGAGAAAGCGAUUUUAAACAGGUCAGUGCCAAAAUUUAACAACAACUUUAAGGCGGGCUAUAUGCCAGUGGAAAACAUUAAACCGGGUAUGAGAGGAAGAAAAACGUUUGCUUUUUGGACUUUGUUGGUGUUACUGUUUAUUUUAGUUAUUGGAAAUCUCAUUUUGACGGUGACGAUAAUUGGAGUACUGAAAUUAGGCCAUGGUAUGCAAAGUAUUGAACUGGUUCCAGAAUCUCAAACAAUCAAGUUCUUUGGCGAAACAAACCUGGAUCACAUUUACAAACGAGAUGGUAAAGUAGAAAGCUUCGAAGACGAACCCAUGGAAAUAACAUCCUACAGCAGUCCAAUUCUUUUAAAUUUAGUAAAGAAUGGUCGAGGUAGUUUAAAAGCAAAAAUAGAUCCCAAUGAAACUUACUUUAGAGGAUUAAACUUUUUCGAUAUUAAUAAUACCGACAAACAAUCUAUUUUUACUGUUAAUGAGCCUGUUUAUGAAAACCUAAAGCGAGUGAACAAUUUUAGAUCUAAACACAUUCGUACUAACCAAAUAAGAAGCCCCAUCGAUGAAAGUUUAACUGUUGAUGGUGAAUCUAUUACCAUAAAAGGUGCCGAGGGCACAAAUAUUAAUGGAAAGACUAUAACUUGGUCUGCUGACCAAGAUAUUCACUUAAAGAGCAUUAAUGGCUCUAUUGUACUGUUAGGAAAAGAGGGAGUGUUUGUAGAUUUAAACAAAAUUCCAGUAGCGAGAUUGAACAAUAAUUAUAUCACUUCACAGUUUAAAAUUUGUGUAUGUAUGCCACUAGGAAAGAUUUUUAGAAUACCCGUAGCUAAUCCUAAUGAGAGGGUACAUUGUGAUCAUGUCAGCAUGGAACCGCAAUACAACCCUUGUAUUUAG